This is a messenger RNA of Capsaspora owczarzaki ATCC 30864, 2423 nucleotides long. RefSeq lists its product as hypothetical. Gene Ontology annotation, molecular function: U4 snRNA binding; protein binding; U6 snRNA binding. The record is from RefSeq and is a predicted model, not a curated record. Bases 138 to 2288 code for a protein of 716 amino acids. The transcript has 3 exons. Gene Ontology annotation, biological process: mRNA splicing, via spliceosome. Gene Ontology annotation, cellular component: U4/U6 x U5 tri-snRNP complex. Lineage: Eukaryota; Filasterea; Ministeriida; Capsasporidae.
UCUCCAUCCUUUCGUAUCCUUUGUCGUUGCUCCCCAUUUUGUUGUGAUUUCCAAUAAUUCUCUUAGACUCCUCGACUCUGUUCCGCCGCACUCACCUCAUCAAAGAGCGACAUCGACAUUGACUCACAAACUACAAAAUGCCGCUUCGCGAUGUCUUGUUCCCGAUGCGCGCGCGCAACAAGAAGAAGGACGCCGAAAUCUUCAUGAAUCAGGCACAGGAUGUCUGGACGUGGUUUGCAGGCUUGUUGUACACGCAACAGCAGCUCUUGUUGGACGGGCUGUUGCAGCGAUGCGCGACAGUGCUGCAUGCACACAUUGCAUCAGAGCUGCAGGCCGCGUUGAAGCGCGACUUUCUGGCGACGCUUCCAGUCGAGCUUUCGUUGCACAUUGUCUCGUUCAUUGACGAUCCACAGACGCUCUGCAGCAUGGCGCAAGUGUCCCGGACGUGGAACCAGAUCGCGUCCGACAACUUCCACUGGCACCGUCUGUGCUUGCGUCGCAACUUUAUCCCAUUCCGGCCAGAGCAGGUCCUUGCGACACGCAUGGAGCAGGCAUACGAAGAAAUGUGGUGGGGCAUGUCCUCGUCAACCGUGCCUGCCGCCAUUGCGGCCGCAGCACCCACGGCGAAUCUUGCCACCAUUCCUGGUGCUGGUAUGCUUGUGCCCUCUGCGACGUUUGCUGCUGGCGGCGCGUCGUUCCCGGCACCUUCCAUCACUGGCGAGGUGAGCUCUUCUAGUGCCAUGGAAGCCGCCAUCUCUGCUGCCAUGGAAUCAUCGCCCAUGACCAUUUCUCGAUCGCAAUCACGACCCUCCGCCGCCUCACAACAAUUGUCAGCCUCCCUCGCUUCCCACCACGGCAGUCUUGGCACUGCCAACGCCUCCUCCUCCUCGUACGCUCCAUCGCACAUCGACAUGAUGGACGAGUCCCACUCGUCCCGCAACCGUCCUCGGCUUUCAUCCUCCAGUUUAUCCGCCACCCCGACAGGGCGGCGGUCUGGAUCUUCUUCGCUGAGCGUUUCGUUGGGGAAUCACGGCAGCGGCCUUCAAAGCAUGGACGGAACUGUUUCCUCGUCAUUAUCAUCGUCCAUGCGCGCAGCUGGACACCUUUCGCCUCCCUCCCAUUCCGCUGCGCUAUCACCCUCCAUGUCCACUGCCGCCGCCGUCUCGUCGUCCACUCCCGCCACCACCACCUCCUCGUCGUCAACCUCCAUCUCUUCAUCAGCGUCUUCUCAAUCUGCGGCGGCACGACCACGGAGCUCCCAUGUAUCAGGCGAGCCGUCAUCCCAGGACUUGCAACCGUACUACAGCGCAACCCCACAAAACCGAACCGCGCUCAUAUCGCUCUACAAUGCGUAUGGCGGCAACGAGGUCGAUUGGAAGAGCGUGUUUGGUCAGUACUACCGCGAAACGAUGCGGCUGCAGAGCAAUUGGCGUCGAGGCGUGCACGUCAAGCACGAGGUCCAGGCGCACACGGAGGAGGUCACCUGCGUGCGGUACACGGAGGAUCGUCUCGUCUGCGGCUCGUAUGACGGCCUGGUGAAGGUCUGGGACAUGAAGGAGAACUUGUGCCUCGGCUCUCUGAUGGGCCACGGAGACGCCAUCACCUGCGUCGCAUUUAACGAGAGUAUUAUUGUCAGCGGCUCGCUCGACCACUCGCUACGAGUCUGGGACGCGAACACGGGCCGUGCCGUGCGUGCGCUCAUGGGACACACUGCCGAGGUGGAGUGCGUCGCCAUCGACGCCACUCGCAUUGUGAGCGGCUCUUGGGACAACACGCUGCGUGUGUGGAGUGUCGAGACAGGCCACUGCAUCAACACGCUCUCGGGUCACCGCGGCUCCAUCUACUGUGUGCAGUUUGACGCGGACAAGAUUGUCUCGGGCUCUGGCGACCGCACGGUCAAGUUCUGGUCGUGGGCGACUGGUACUUGCUACCGAACGAUCGAGGCACACAACGACACCGUCACCUGUCUGCAGUUCGACCACGAGCUGCUCGUCACGGGCUCGUACGACUGCGACGUCAAGGUGUGGAGCAUGGAAAGCGGCACGCCGCUCUUCACGCUCCGCGGCCAUGUGGGCGAAGUCUGGUGUCUGCAGUUUGACGCCUUGGCGAAUCGCAUCAUUUCGGGCUCCAACGACGGCACCAUCCGCGUCUGGAACCUGCAGGCCGGGCAAUGCAACUAUGUCUUGCGGCAUGGCAGUGCGGUCAAUUCUCUCCAGUUUGACGAUCGCAAGAUUAUCAGCGGCUCGUCGAACAAGGCGCUGCAGCUGUGGGACUUUUCUGCACAAUAGCGCGCCCUCUCGUUGACUCGCGUGUUAUUCCGAUCUUGUGUUUUUAGGGGUGUUUUUCGUUUAUUUCUGUGGUCGUCACAGUUUGGUUUUAUCAUAAUUCUCUUCCUCUCCUUCCUCUUCUUCCUCUUUUCCCUC